This is a messenger RNA of Quercus lobata, 633 nucleotides long. RefSeq names its product omega-3 fatty acid desaturase, chloroplastic-like. Gene Ontology annotation, biological process: lipid metabolic process. The record is from RefSeq and is a predicted model, not a curated record. The transcript has 5 exons. Bases 1 to 633 code for a protein of 210 amino acids. Gene Ontology annotation, molecular function: oxidoreductase activity, acting on paired donors, with oxidation of a pair of donors resulting in the reduction of molecular oxygen to two molecules of water. NCBI's taxonomy places the organism in Eukaryota, Viridiplantae, Streptophyta, Magnoliopsida, Fagales, Fagaceae.
AUGCAGAGACAAGUUGAGCUUACUGAUGGUGUUAAUGGGGUUGGCGAAAAAGAUGAUUUCAACCCAAGUGCGCAGCCUCCAUUAGAGGUCAAGAAUCCAUGGAGGUAUCUGAGUUAUGUUAUCAGAGAUGUCUUUGUGGUCUUUGCAUUGGCAGCAGCUGCAGCCUACUUCACUAGUUGGUCUUUUUGGCCACUCUACUGGGCUGCUCAGGGGACCAUGUUCUGGGCUAUAUUUGUUCUUGGACAUGAUUGCGGCCAUGGAAUCUUUUCCGACAACCUCAUUCUAAAUAGUUUGGUGUGGCAUAUCUUUCAUUCUUCAGUUCUUGUAGCUUGCCAUGGAUGGAGAAUUAGCCACAGAACUCACCACUUGAACUAUGGGAGUGUAGAGAAUGACAAGUCAUGGUUCCCGUGUCCUGAAAUGAGCCCUGAUGUUCAGCACUUAAGAGUUGUUGAACUUGGCAAUAGUGUUGAAGGUAGAGGCAUAGAUGUACCAGUAAGGGUAGGCGAAGGUUAUGGAGAAGCCUAUAAGAAGCCACGGGUUGCAGAAAUUCUUGGAUGGAUUGGAUUUACUACUGUUGCCUUCGGGUUCGUACUGCUGACAACUUUGUUCUUCGUCGAGUCUCGUGUUUGCUAA